UUCGGAGUUCCUAUUUUAGAAGCGUCGGUUUCGCGACUCCUCUCCUCCUCCUGCGAGUUGGGGUUGAUUUCGGCGCGGGAAAGGGCGGUGUUUCCUUCCUCUCGCUUUGGUGUUUGUGCUCGAGAUUGUGAUCGAUUUGGCAAUUGCAAACAGCGGAAGAAGCUUGAUCCGAUGGAUGGGGAUCGGCAAAGAAGAGCGCCCCUCAAAUCCCGUCAUCCCGAUUUGAAAGAGAAGAUUCAACCUGGCGAUGUUGUUUUGGUACAAAAGAUCUGUUUUUGGCUACUGUUUGUUCCGAGAGAUGGCCUAUUGACAUGAUGGAUAGGGAAUUUGUGGGUGGACGGCGGCACGCAUUACUACAUGUGGCGCUGCAACUUAUUUUGAUGUUUGAUCUCAUUGUUUCUUUAAGCACUCUUACCUUGAGUAGACGUCUUUCCUUUCUCCUCCCCAGCAACAUUUUUAUCCGUUACUCAAGAGCUAAUGCAAAAAGGGCGAGCCUUGGCCCUUCGUAAGGUUGCUCAUUGCUACCCAGCUUAGACAGUGUUGCUUGGAAAGAAUCAAAGAGGAGAGAAACCAAUUACUAUGGAAGAUCAGGUCGAACAGGCAGCAAUCUCAAGAGACAGAGGACAAAUUUGGAAGUUCUUCACAAUCUUUAAAGUGUAAAAAUGUUCUGGAGAUUCUGAUUAUAUUAUCUUGUGACUCUGAAAUUGCAAUCUUACAUGUUGUACAUUCCUGGACAUUGUGGAGUCAACAUUGAGGGAAAUAGUUUCUGAUGAGCUGCAGAGAAUGCAGCCAUCUUUAGUUGAAAAUCAGAGAAACAUUGUUUCCAAGAACAAUGAUGUAAUAUGGGAAUUUGAUGGCCUGCAUUUGGAAAACUCAACUGAAACUGCAAGUGAAGAGCUGAUGUUGGAGAUGCAAAGACUUCUAUACGAGGACCUGAGAGAGGAGUUAAUUAGGAGAGAGCUUGAAUUUUUCGAAAAGGAAGAUGAAUACUUAGCUCAAGCAGUUUUGGAAAACAUGAAUCUUAAUGACAACCAGUUGGGCAAUCACAGCUUUGACUCCAUUGAAUGGAGCCAAUGGUGGGGGACAGUCAUUCUACUACAUCCAGUGAAUGCUGAAAACAACAAAGUAUGGUGCCCAAUCUGCAAAAGAGGAGAACUGCGAGAGAAUCAUCAUAUCAUAUGCUGUACUAAUUGCAAUCUUCGGUUUGAUGCUGGAAUCGAUAAGUUAAAUCUGAACUUCCUCAAAAGCCGGUUGGGUGAGGUGCACAUGGAUCAUCUGAACAGAGGAUGCAAAGCAACACCUAGUUUCUGUAUGCAGGCUAUGUUCAAUCUCAAUGCACUUUUUAUACAAUGUGAAGUAUGUGAUACAUUUGAAAUCGUGAUAUAACUUGUGAUUACCAAAGAGAAACAUAGUUUAGCAACCAGUACACAUGGUAGUAGACCAUGCUACAUCAAUGCCAAGUUAUCAUGUAUAAAGGGCAGUCGUAUGCAGUCGGUAUGCAUCCUGCAUUCUUUUAUUUCUAGUGGAGAAUGUUCCAGCCAUCACAUGUUGAAUUUUUCAUAAAAUUAUUUAUCACAUGAUAUAUGCUGAUA
Musa acuminata AAA Group (dessert banana) is the source of this 1592-nucleotide messenger RNA. RefSeq lists its product as uncharacterized. Lineage: Eukaryota; Viridiplantae; Streptophyta; Magnoliopsida; Zingiberales; Musaceae. The record is from RefSeq and is a predicted model, not a curated record. The transcript has 9 exons. Bases 784 to 1386 code for a protein of 200 amino acids. Gene Ontology annotation, cellular component: nucleus. Gene Ontology annotation, biological process: protein import into nucleus.